AUGCGUGCUGGACUUUGGAUUGUUGCAGUCGUUGGCUAUGUUAUACAAACAAAAACUAUUUCACACAUAUAUACAGAUUCCACUAACAAACACCUGGACGCACUUUAUUUGGUUUUCUCACACUUUUUGGCAUGGACGUUGGUAGGACCUCUAACACAGCUCUUCUGCCGACUGAAAUAUGGGACCACAGGCAGACACGGAUUGUGGCACCGUGCAUUUUGGGCAGCUCCACCUAGAACACCAGAUUUGGAGCGCAGCAUCUCCGGUUCAUGCUGUUCUAAAUGGCAGCUGAAGCGUUUCUUGCGCAUCGUUGUUCUGGCUUCUUUACUCGGUAUUUCUUUAUACACCUUUUUUGUCGCAUUGGGACUGUCGCCGGCCCUCGAUGUUGCGAUAAUUCAUAAUCUCUCCAUGUUCGAGAUUGUUUCACUGCUUCUCGUGGUUGCAGGCGUGGCUAGCAGGCGUUGUCUACUUCGCAAUUUCGCCCUGAUGUUGGUUAUCUUGCUUGGAAUACUCGUCGUUUCCUACACCAAAGAUACCUGUGACAUGCUUUCCGGGAAAGUUUCCAUAAACCCAAAAACUGGAGAACUGGACGAUCCUUUCCUUUUCGAUAGGUUAAAGGGCGCACUUAUCUGCGGGCUGGGGUCUUUGACAGUGGGCCCAGCUUCUGUGAUGUGGCACAAUUGGACGGCAACAGCACCAAUUGAAUCCGAGGAUUUAACUGCUCCAAACUUGAACGCAAGAGAAACGAGUUACAUUCUUAACUAUGAGAUAAGCUCUGUUGGUGCUGUCGCUUUACUCAUAUUUGGGCCGCUUAUACUGCUUAGCAGCAAAGAAAGCUCCAUUAAUCAAGUUGCAAUUUUCAAAUCUGCAUGGAUCCUUAUCUCCAUAUUCGCCGGCCACAUUCCAAUGAUCUUAGCACUGGUGCAUUUGUCAGAACGGGUUUCGCCACAAUUCACUACCACAUGUUUUGUCGGCUCUAUUGUCUUCGUGGCCUUAGCCGAAUGGAUCGCCGAGAGCGGUCAAACAAUCAUAACAAGAUGGGAGGUAAUCGGCUACCUUACCCUCAGUAUUGCGGGUCUGAUUUUAGCCUACCAAUACUGGUCUUCUUCGUUCAAGAAAUAA
Lachancea nothofagi CBS 11611 is the source of this 1122-nucleotide messenger RNA. Lineage: Eukaryota; Fungi; Ascomycota; Saccharomycetes; Saccharomycetales; Saccharomycetaceae. The record is from the annotation of a GenBank genome assembly.